Messenger RNA from Hyaloscypha bicolor E, 1980 nucleotides. RefSeq lists its product as uncharacterized. The transcript has 5 exons. The record is from RefSeq and is a predicted model, not a curated record. Bases 1 to 1980 code for a protein of 659 amino acids. NCBI's taxonomy places the organism in Eukaryota, Fungi, Ascomycota, Leotiomycetes, Helotiales, Hyaloscyphaceae.
AUGAGAGACUCACAGGAAAACGCAGAGUCCCUGGACCAUCUCGCUGAGAGGGCUCGAGUGGGUGUAGCUUUGGUGAGAUUGGAGAGUCUGAAGUAUGAGCCGCCUACAGGCCGGCCAUCCAUUCCGCUUCAAUCCAGAAAGGUAGACUUCUGGCUCGACGAGUUCAGAGAUCGGGGAUGCUUUCCAAACGUUCAACGGAACCGUAUACGGGCCAAAAUAUCCCCAUCCGUUCUCGCCCAGGCGCUGGGUCUAUCUAGAGCAACCAUCGAAGAUUUGCAGGACACCGAGAACCUCCGACGCCUUGAGCUUCCUCAAGGCGCCGUGCUGACGCACACUCACGGCCAACACAGACUGGAAGCCGCAAGACAACAUAUUUAUCCUCACAAUGUGUGGUGGGCUGUUGAUCUCCUCAAUGAAGAUGAUUUGAAUCUUCAGUUCGACGUCGAGGAGCAGAACCGGAACAUCGAGUCCAUCCCUCACAACGAUGGGACCGUCUUCCGCUUUCUCGAGACCGAUGGGUCGUGGAGAAAGGGGUUCUGCUCGAAACGGGUGGAGGUCGACUUGAAGGCGAUUGAGAAACGGCCAGCCUUCAUGAAAAGGACGUGGAUGUUCAUCGUUAGCGGCGACCUAGAGCUCGCAGAGAAGAUAGACCCAACAACAGUAAAACUAAUUGAGGCAAGGGCCCCGAUGGUAUCAUUUGCAGAUAAAGAAGAUAUUGUGGGUGAAGGCGCUACCAGAACGCGGCUUCAACAGAACGUUCUGGCCGUCAACGGAAUGAUCACUUCCAUCAGGACUUUCUUGGCCGAUACGUUAUACCUUGAAGACAGUCACGUCGCCAUGAAAGUCCUCAUCGAUCCCACGAGAUGUCAAACCAGAGAGGCACUACGACAUAUGUGGCGCGGUUCUCCAAUGAACCGUGUAGUGCUGGAAUAUGCCGACGGAUGGACGGAGGCGCUUUGGAUGUUCUCGAUGCGCAACUAUCCCCGCCUCACGAAUCUCGUCCCGAAGACUGAUGGCAAACACAAGGUUUCCUGCAUUGGGCCAGACCUAGAAUGGCAGCGGGGGUUUGCCGCGAUUGCCAAAGCUUUCGGGUUUGAAUCAACGGCGAUUAAUCUUCUGCUUGAGGAGGACCCAGACCGCGUAAACGUUCGAGAUAUGCUCUCAAAAGCUAGACCACCAAAUAGAUUUGAAUACGACCUCCAAGCCGAAACCCAGUCACACUGCGAAUUACUUCAUCGAAUACAGGUGACGCGGCAGCAGCCGCGUCGAGGCGUGUCGCCACGGUGGACCACGGACGUCUCAAACGUAAAGAAGAAGCGGCGGUACGGGCGGCCAUAUGAAAGAGCACUCAAGGAGUGUAACCCUUGCUUCUUCUUCCACAACAUCUGCCAAGCACCUCCUAGUGGGAGGUACAUCACCGACUUGUUUGUCAAGCGCAGCAUCUUGCAAUUCUUCUUUCAAAUUCCAGCCCUUCCUGCUGACCUGUCGCUCUGGCGUGGUGUAGACCUAGAGACCACUGACAGACACAUCCAGCGUGCGCCGGAGCAGAACAAUGGCCUUGAUCAAGCUCGCGAACGCAUCCGCGCACUCCAGAACAGCGCAGCCCAAACUGCAGCCCAGAACGCAGCCCAGAAUGCAGUACAUGAGGCUGCGCAAGCUGCGAUUACGCUGCGGCUGGAGGAUGCCGAGAAGCGAUUGGCUGCACAACAGGAAGAGAAUGUGCACAAUAACGCAAGGCUGUCCGAGGCUCGAGAGAGUUCAGCGGGGCAACUCGCGCAAAUUCAAUAUUACCAGAACAGAAUUGAUGAACUUGAGACUGUAGAGAGAAAUCGCACGCGGGAAGAGUCGCGACAACAGUUGGAAUUGGCUGAGAAGCUUCGUCAGAGUCAGCAGACGAUAGAGGCUCUUGAAAGGACAAUUGCAGAUCACGAAUCUGCUCGCGGAAUGCAAGUCGUACUCGCAAAGCAGUACCAAGAUUAA